Messenger RNA from Sabethes cyaneus, 1430 nucleotides. Its product is annotated as phenoloxidase-activating factor 2-like. Gene Ontology annotation, biological process: proteolysis. The transcript is spliced from 3 exons. NCBI's taxonomy places the organism in Eukaryota, Metazoa, Arthropoda, Insecta, Diptera, Culicidae. The record is from RefSeq and is a predicted model, not a curated record. The coding region runs from base 120 to 1355 and encodes 411 amino acids. Gene Ontology annotation, molecular function: serine-type endopeptidase activity.
CGAGCUACGAACAACGAAACUUGCUCGCUUCUGUUCUGGAGAGUUACAGUGCAGGAUUGCUCCGACGAAAAAAAAAGUGAAUAAAUUUAGGAGUUUAACGGUGACUAUCAGUCGAAACCAUGCUGCACAAAUUUUUCCAUUCGGCCACUUUCGUGAUACUUUUAGUGGUCUCUACCCGAGCCCAAGAUGACUUGGACGCCCUGUUUGAGUCUGUUUUUAAUGCUGAAAAUGCCUCACCAGCGCCAGCAGCGGUAACCAGUGCUCCAGUUCCGGCUGCCCCGCUACCUCCAACACCACCGCCCGUAUACACGUGCAACGGUGAAUGUGUGCCGUACUAUCUGUGCAACGACAACCAAAUCAUUACCGACGGAACUGGUAUCAUCGACAUCCGUGUCGGAGAGGACACCACCGUUGAGAAUGAAUGCCCCAACUAUCUAGAUACGUGCUGCGAGAAGCGGGAUGUGUUGGAUGUACCGCCCCCAACGGCAACCGAACCUCCGCGGGCUGCGAACAAGUACACCUGUGGCGCACGCAAUGCCGAUGGUUUGGGAUUUAGAAUAACCGGUAACAAGAACGGCGAAUCCGAAUACGGUGAGUUCCCGUGGAUGUUGGCGGUACUGCGGGAGGAUAAAGUUAUGGACUCCACGCUCAACGUGUACGAAUGUGGUGGUUCUCUGAUUGCCCCCAACGUUGUUCUAACUGCGGCCCAUUGUGUCUUGAACAAACAAAAAGAAACGCUGCUGGUGCGUGCUGGAGAAUGGGAUACUCAAACCAAGAACGAACUGUACCCUCAUCAGGAUCGUCGAGUGCGAGAGGUUAUUACCCAUGCCCAGUUCCAAAAGGGCUCACUAGCCAACGAUGUCGCCCUGUUAAUUCUCGAACAGCCAUUCGAUUUGGCUGAAAACAUCCAACCCGCAUGCCUUCCUCCGAAGAACUUCAACUUUGAUGGAAGCAACUGUUUUGCCUCGGGAUGGGGUAAAAACAUAUUCGGCAAAGAGGGAAAAUACCAAGUAAUUCUGAAGAAGGUUCAGCUACCGAUCGUACCACACGGUCAAUGUGAAAAUGCAAUGCGCACCACUCGGCUAGGAAACCGUUUCCGUUUGCAUCAAAGCUUUAUCUGCGCUGGAGGAAAACCAGGCGAAGAUACUUGCCGUGGUGAUGGAGGUUCUCCAUUGGUUUGUCCGAUUCCUGGAGUACCAACCAAUUACUAUCAGGCCGGUAUCGUUGCUUGGGGAAUUGGUUGUGGUGAACAGGGAGUCCCUGGAGUUUACGUAAACGUUGCCAUGUUCCGAGAUUGGAUUGACCAGCAGUUGACCCAGCGUCACGUUGAGGCCAAGCAUUACACCUAUGUUUAAAGCGAGUUUCAAGAGUAUACUUAACGUUGAGCUAACUACUAGUGAACGACAAUAAAUAUAAAUGGAACCCUAGUC